AUGGGUGCACCGACGUUAAAGGACCUCGAAGAGUCCAAGACCGAGGUGACAUCUCCAGUAUAUGUUGAUGAAGACCCCGAGGCCCUCAAGGGCGAGAUCCACCAUGGGCCAAACACAGACACUCAGCGUGGAUUGUCUUCCCGACAGCUGCAGCUGCUUGCUCUUGGAGGUUGUAUUGGGACCGGUCUAUUCGUAGGUUCGGGAUCCACGCUGUCGACGGUGGGCCCAGCACCACUGUUCAUGGGCUACUGUGCCAUGUCGUCGGUGGUGUGGUUUGUGAUGAACGUGCUGGGCGAGAUGACCACCUAUUUGCCCAUCAAGGGCAUUUCGGUGCCUUAUAUGAUAGGCCGCUAUACGGAGCCGAGUAUUGGAUUCGCUGCUGGAUAUAAUUAUUGGUACUCUUUUGCCAUGUUACUGGCAAGUGAAGUGACGGCUGCCGGGAUCAUCAUCCAGUACUGGACCACCUCCAUCAAUGUCGGGGUGUGGAUCACAAUCAUCCUCCUCGUGAUUCUGCUACUCAACAUUAUUGCGGUGUCAUGGUACGGAGAAGCCGAGUUCUGGUUUGCAACGUUAAAGAUCCUAGCCAUCAUUGGCCUGAUUAUCCUGGGUGUGGUGCUCUUCUUCGGCGGUGGUCCCAACCAUGAUCGGCUAGGCUUCCGCUAUUGGGAUAACCCGGGCGCGUUCAAUCCCUACUUGGUCGGUGGAAACACCGGUCGCUUCCUGGACUUCUGGACAGCUUUCAUCAAGUCUGGCUUCUCCUUCAUUUUCUCCCCCGAACUUAUCACCACUGCCGCUGGUGAAGUUGAAGCACCCCGUCGCAAUAUCCCGAAAGCCACCAACCGGUUCAUCUACCGAGUCUUUGCCUUCUACAUUCUGGGCACCCUCGUGAUCGGUGUCACAGUCGCUUAUAAUGAUCCUAAACUCAUGUCCGCGGUUGCCAGCGGUAGCUCUAGCGCCAGUGCCAGUCCUUUUGUUAUUGCCAUCCAGAAUGCGGGUAUCUCUGGGCUGAACCACGUCGUCAACGCUGCUAUCCUGAUCUCAGCCUGGUCCUCGGGUAAUGCAUGGUUGUUCGCUGGUUCUCGAACCCUGUACUCGCUCGCCUGCGGCGGCCAGGCCCCCAAGAUCUUCACCCGGUGCAACCGCAACGGCGUGCCUUACGUAGCCGUGCUGAUCACCUGGGUGGUCGGCUUGCUGUCCUUCCUGAACCUGUCUGACUCAGGAGAGACUGUCUUCUACUGGUUCACGAACAUCACCACAGUGGGAGGGUUUAUUAACUGGGUGCUCAUUGGUAUCACCUAUCUGCGAUUCCGCAAAGCCUUGACCUACCAUGGACUGCUGGACACGCUCACUUUCAAGACCCCUCUGCAGCCCUACGGCACAUACUACGUUAUUGUCGUCGUGUCCCUCCUGACCAUCACGAACGGAUAUGCAGUUUUCUUCCCUGGCAACUUCACCGCCGCCGAUUUCCUGGUGUCGUAUAUUGUGGUGGCCAUCUUCCUGGCCCUCUAUGUGGGCCACAAAUUGUGGUACCGGACUCCAUGGAUGACAAAGGUGUCGGAGAUUGACGUGUUCACGGGCAAAGAGGAGAUUGACCAGCUCUGCGCGAACGACUUUGAACGGAAGCCACGCAAUUGGCUGGAGAGGGUAUGGUGGUGGAUUGCUUGA
This is a messenger RNA of Aspergillus niger, 1665 nucleotides long. RefSeq lists its product as uncharacterized. The transcript has 5 exons. Lineage: Eukaryota; Fungi; Ascomycota; Eurotiomycetes; Eurotiales; Aspergillaceae. Gene Ontology annotation, molecular function: amino acid transmembrane transporter activity. Bases 1 to 1665 code for a protein of 554 amino acids. The record is from RefSeq and is a predicted model, not a curated record. Gene Ontology annotation, cellular component: membrane. Gene Ontology annotation, biological process: amino acid transmembrane transport.